Messenger RNA from Cynara cardunculus var. scolymus (artichoke), 1102 nucleotides. RefSeq names its product E3 ubiquitin-protein ligase BOI-like. Gene Ontology annotation, molecular function: ubiquitin-protein transferase activity. The record is from RefSeq and is a predicted model, not a curated record. The coding region runs from base 39 to 1037 and encodes 332 amino acids. NCBI's taxonomy places the organism in Eukaryota, Viridiplantae, Streptophyta, Magnoliopsida, Asterales, Asteraceae. The transcript is spliced from 4 exons.
UUUCUUUUUUGUGAAUUUGCUUCUUAUAAUCCAUAACAAUGGCGGUUCAAGCUCAAUACCCAUCUAAUGUUCUUCUCCUUAACAGAAGCAUAGCAGAAGGGGAAAACGACGAUUGUUCAUUACAGUUACAAUCUCAACCAGGUGGAACGACUGAUGAUCCAUCUUCUAAUCACAUCUUAUUCACCGAUUUCGCAGUUGCGAGUGGUGGUGUGAAUCUAAGGAAAAGAAGAAGAGAAAUCAACAUGAAUCAAUUGAUGUCUUCUCUUCUUCAUCAACAACAAUUUCAUAAUCAACUUGUGGAUGUUAAUCAGCUCCGAUCGAGAAACAUCGACGUUUCCACCGGUCUCCGACUAGCUUUUAACGAUCAGCAACAAUUACAACAGCAUUCUAUUUCUUCUCAGUCCUCUGUUCUAUCGUUAUUAACACAUGAUUUAUCGACACAAAUCAACCAACAACGAGAUGAAAUCGAGCAUUUUCUCCACGCGCAGGGAGAAGAGCUCCGGCGUACGUUAGCAAACAAGAGGCAGAUGCACUAUUGUGCACUGCUCAGGGCGGCUGAGGAGUCGAUAUCGCUGAGGAUGAAAGACAAAGACGCCGAGGCGGAGAAAGCCGCACGGCGCAACGCGGAGCUGGAGGCUCGAGCGGCGAAUCUUAGCGCCGAGGCUCAGGUUUGGCAGGCGAGAGCGAGGGCACAGGAGGCGGAAGCCGCGGCGUUGCAGUCGCAGCUGCAGCAAGCCAUCAUCGUUACAGGAAGACGAGGAGGAGGAGGGUGUAGUUUAUCACAAGGGGAGGAAGUGGGGCUACGAUGCGCCGGUGGCGCCGGCGAUGCAGAGGAUGCCGAAUCGGCAUACAUUGACCCAGAACAAGUUGUGUUAGCGAGUGGACCCGGUUGUAAAGCGUGUGGGAAACGAGUCGCCUCAGUGGUUUUGCUGCCGUGUCGGCAUCUAUGCGUUUGUACAGAGUGCGACGGCGUCGUUCAGACCUGCCCGUUAUGUCUUUCAUUCAGAAGCUCAAGCAUUGAAGUCUAUAUGUCAUGAUGUGGGCCCAUAAAAGACCCAAUCACAUGAUAAGGGUAAAAUUGGAAUUUGGCAAAGUAAAAAUU